AUCCCAUCACGUCGCGAAGCUCACCAGAAAACCAACCACGACUAUCUCUCAACUUUGUCUCUCUCUCUUCUCUCUCUCUCUCACACUUUCUCUCUCUCACUCUUUUUCCCUCCCCCGUGGAACACCUUCUGGCCUCUGAUAUUAAUUGCUAUUUAUGUUGAAACUGUGGAAAAGGGCAGAAUUAUACCUGCAGUUUGGCCCUGCCUAGCACCAUUCUUGAUCCACACCCUUGCUUGACUCUUUUGCUGCUGGGACUUUGCCUUGCAAUGACAGAUCAGGACAAUUCCUAUAGACCACGGUCCCCUGAUUUUUCCAGUUUUACUGGAACCCUACAACAGCAGCCUGUUGCUGAUCCAUACAGCCAUACACCCUAUGCAUUUCCGCCCCAGUUGACCCCGCAAGCCUCCUACGACGCCUCUCCCUUCUUCAACCCUCACGUCCCCCGCCCUUCCGUCUCCUACCAUCCACAACCUCCUUUUACCUCCAACUUUGCCGAGAUGGCCCCGCAGACCCGAUCGAGGACAUUGCUACAGCAGCAACAGAGUCAGCUCCAGCAACCCACACCCCAAGAGCCACCACAGUAUCAACCUCGGCACCAGAAGGUUGCACAACAGUAUCCACAAGCAGGACCUCAGCCUCCUGUCCAACCUCCGCUGGAACAAGCAUAUCCCCAUCACGACACGUCUCCUGAUUCCCACUCUUCAAGUGUAGCCAAGCCCGAGCCGGAAUCGUCUGCGGGCCCGUCGAUGGGCAUUGAGAUCAAGACGAAGUUUCCCGUCGCGAGGAUCAAGCGGAUCAUGCAAGCCGAUGAAGACGUCGGCAAGGUGGCCCAGGUCACUCCUAUUGCUGUUUCCAAGGCACUCGAGCUAUUCAUGAUCUCCCUCGUUACAAAAGCGGCGCAGCAGGCGAAAGAGCGCUCUUCCAAACGCGUCACUGCCAUGCAUCUCAAGGAGGCGAUUGCGAAAGAUGAAGUCCUAGAUUUCCUCGCCGACAUCAUAUCUAAGGUACCAGACCAGCAUACAAGCAAAAAGGACGAGGAUGGGAGUGACCAAGACGAACAUCGGAAAAGAAAAUCCAGUAGCCGGCGCAAGAAAGAUGACCCCGAUGACUUUUAGUAUGAAACUCUGCCUUAUAUAUUUAGUUGUUACCCUAGAUUAUGGGAGGUGCCUACUCUCGGCAUGAACAUAUGGCGUUGGUGGGGAUUCUUUUUUUUUGGGUUACUUAGCAUUGCCCUGUAUGUGUCAUGCGGCAUGGUUUUAACGAUUUUUUUUUUUAAUUCUGGAUGGCAUGGGGUUU
Molecule: messenger RNA, 1296 nt
Organism: Coccidioides posadasii C735 delta SOWgp
Lineage: Eukaryota; Fungi; Ascomycota; Eurotiomycetes; Onygenales; Onygenaceae
Biological process (GO): transcription by RNA polymerase II
Cellular component (GO): nucleus; negative cofactor 2 complex
Molecular function (GO): core promoter sequence-specific DNA binding; protein heterodimerization activity; RNA polymerase II general transcription initiation factor activity
Source: RefSeq, a predicted model, not a curated record